GACAUCUCGGAAGACCCUUUUCAACAUGGGCGUCUUCUCCGACCGAUUGACUUAUUGACCACUGCUCCAUCUAUAAUCUCUAAAUCAGAUGAUUCUGCCUUAAAUUUUGUCAGGGAUUUUAAGGAAUGCAUUCACGAACCCGAUUCUAUUCAAGGUAUACCUACCUUUUGCGAUAAGCUAAUUCAAGAUUCCACUAUUGAUGUGGGUGAUAAUAAAGUGAAUUUUGAGAGUGAUCACGGUUUUAAUUUUGACAAAUCCUCAUCAGAAGAUGAAAGUUUUCUCACACCGAAGCAUGAAAAGGACGUAGAAGAAGAGAGUAUGCUAGCCUAUCAAAUGCAUCGACGUGACUACUAUUCCAGCAAGCUGGGCUUUAGUAUUGACUCUCCGGCUGAGUUAGAGUCACAUCUCUUUCCACUUGUGCGAGGCUAUGUCUUCAUGCUCCAAUGGAUACUCGAUUAUUACUACCUUACUGUUGUCGACUGGGGAUUCUUCUAUGCAUAUCACUAUGCGCCAUUUGCUUCUGACUUCCUUUUAUUCAUUGAUCGUUUAGCUGAUUCUAUUGCCUCACCCUCUUCUGACUCUAUUCAAGAAUCGAGAACUUGGAUUAGCUUUUCUGCUGAUAGCCAGCCUGUGCUUCCUUUUGAGCUUCAGUUUCACAUUUUCCCAUCAGCUAGUGCCUACGUCCUCCCUGGGCCACUCCGUUCUCUGCUUAGUGACCCUGAGUCUCCAUUGGCAUCUUAUUAUCCGACUGAGUAUCAGAGGGAUAUGAACGGCAAAAUUGCUCCUUGGGAAGCAGUUAUAGUAAGUUUGAUUAUGUUUAGAUCUUUUGUUUAUUGGAAUAAAUGUAUAUGCUAG
Molecule: messenger RNA, 855 nt
Organism: Protopolystoma xenopodis
Lineage: Eukaryota; Metazoa; Platyhelminthes; Monogenea; Polystomatidea; Polystomatidae
Source: the annotation of a GenBank genome assembly